This is a messenger RNA of Morone saxatilis (striped sea-bass), 2580 nucleotides long. It is a transcript of the gene gne, whose product is annotated as glucosamine (UDP-N-acetyl)-2-epimerase/N-acetylmannosamine kinase. Bases 76 to 2343 code for a protein of 755 amino acids. The record is from RefSeq and is a predicted model, not a curated record. Gene Ontology annotation, biological process: UDP-N-acetylglucosamine metabolic process. Lineage: Eukaryota; Metazoa; Chordata; Actinopteri; Moronidae. Gene Ontology annotation, molecular function: N-acylmannosamine kinase activity; UDP-N-acetylglucosamine 2-epimerase activity; hydrolase activity, hydrolyzing O-glycosyl compounds. The transcript is spliced from 14 exons.
AGAGGGGAAUGAGAAGAUAGGGGGUAGAUAAAAGAGCAGAGUGUGAUUUUAGCUGAGAAUUCACAGAGGCUUCGGAUGGAAAAGCAUCCGGGUCUUUUAUGCGUAAACCCUCAUGAGCUUUACUUUAUAAGAACACAAAGGAGCAGAGGAAAGAUGGAGAGGAAAAGGACAGAAAACCAGAAUCUGUGUGAGAAGAGGUUGAGGGUGUGCGUGGCAACCUGCAACAGAGCGGACUACUCCAAGCUGGCCCCCAUCAUGUUUGGGAUCAAAUCCCACCCUGAAGAGUUUGACCUGGAAGUCAUGGUGCUUGGCUCACAUCUCAUUGAUGACUACGGGAACACUUUUCGUAUGAUCGAGCAGGAUGACUUCGACAUCGGCUCCAAGCUCCACACCAUUGUGAGAGGAGAGGAUGAGGCAGCCAUGGUGGAGAGUGUUGGGCUGGCACUUGUGAAACUCCCUGAUGUCCUACAGAGGCUGCACCCUGACAUCCUGGUCAUCCAUGGUGACCGUUUCGACGCUCUAGCUCUAGCAACUGCUGCAGCGCUGAUGAACAUUAGAAUACUUCACGUGGAGGGAGGAGAGGUGAGUGGUACGAUUGAUGACUCAAUCCGCCACGCCAUCAGUAAACUGGCACAUUACCACGCUUGCUGCACACGCAUGGCAGAGCAGCACCUCAUCGCCAUGUGUGAGGACCACUCUCGCAUUCUGCUGGCUGGCUGCCCUUCAUAUGAUAAGCUGCUGUCAACGCAUCACAGAGAGGACUACAUGGAUAUUAUCAAGAGCUGGCUGGGUGACAAGGUGCAGGAGUAUGACUACAUAGUGGCUUUGCAGCACCCAGUUACCACUGACAUCCAGAAGUCCAUUAAGAUAUAUGAGCUGAUGUUGGAUGCCCUGAUCUCCUUCAACAAAAGGACCCUCAUCCUCUUCCCUAACAUUGAUGCCGGAAGUAAAGAGAUGGUGCGUGUGAUGCGAAAGAAGGGUAUCGAGCAGCACCCCAACUUCCGGGCAGUGAAGCACAUUCCCUUUGAGCAGUUCAUCCAGCUGGUGUGCCACGCCGGCUGCAUGAUUGGAAACAGCAGCUGUGGGGUACGAGAAGCCGGUGCCUUUGGUACGCCUGUCAUUAACCUGGGAACAAGGCAAACUGGCAGAGAAACAGGUGAAAACGUUCUACAUGUCAGAGAUGCCGACACUCAGAAUAAGAUCUACCACGCUCUGGAGCUGCAGUUUGGAAAGCGAUACCCCUGUUCUAAGAUUUACGGUGAUGGCAACGCAGUGCCUCGUAUUAUCAAGUUUUUACGUACUAUUGACCUGGAUGAGCCCCUCCAGAAGACUUUCUGCUUCCCCCCGGUGAAAGAUUCCAUCUCCCAGGACAUCGAUCACAUCUUGGAGACACAGAGCGCCCUGGCUGUUGACCUUGGAGGGACCAACCUGAGAGUGGCCAUCGUCUGCAUGAGGGGUAACAUAGUAAAGAAGUACACUCAGCCCAAUCCAAAGACCUACGAGGCCAGGAUGCAGCUCCUAUUAAAGAUGUGUUUAGAUGCCAUGCGGGACGCAGUCGGCCUCAACUGUAGAAUACUUGGUGUUGGGGUGUCUACAGGCGGACGUGUAAACCCACAAGAAGGGGUGGUCCUACACUCAACAAAGCUGAUCCAGGAGUGGUCCUCAGUGGACCUGAGAACGCCCAUCUCCGACGCCCUGCACCUACCCGUCUGGGUCGACAAUGAUGGCAACUGUGCUGCGUUGGCUGAGAGGAAGUUUGGCCACGGCAAGGGAGUGGAGAACUUUGUCACUGUCAUCACAGGAACAGGUAUUGGAGGAGGGAUUAUCCAUCACAAUGAGCUGGUCUAUGGCACUACCUUCUGCGCUGCAGAGCUCGGGCACAUCAUGGUUUCAUUAGAAGGCCCGGAGUGUUCGUGUGGCAGCAGAGGAUGCAUAGAGGCCUACGCGUCCGGCAUGGCUCUGCAGAGAGAGGCCAAAAGGCUGCACGACGAGGACCUGCUGAAGGUGGAGGGGAUGGAAAUGAAGCUUUCAGAGCCAAUCACCGCUGCCCACCUCAUCAACGCAGCAAGACUGGGGAACUCCAAAGCCGACGCUGUUCUGAACAAAGCCUCCACAGCACUAGGUGUGGGCAUUGUUAACAUCCUCCACAUAGUGAACCCUACGCUGGUGAUUCUGUCUGGAGUCCUGGCCUCUUACUACCAGACCCCAGUGCAGCGCAUCAUCUCUGAGAGAGCGCUCUUCUCUGCCCAGAGCAUCAAGGUUCUCACAUCAGACUUGGAGGAACCUGCUUUACUUGGAGCAGCUAGCAUGGUGUUAGACUAUGCAACCAGAAGGAUUUAUUGAAAGACAUUGUCCUGAUUUACUUAGGACUGCUACCAACAAGAUGACUGCCAAACUUAAAGUAGUACCUGUGCGGCCCAGAUAGAUAUAUAAGCAUAUCUAGGGGAUACAUUUUGAAGGCUGGGGUGAAAGACAAUGCAUUCUAACAAAUCAUGUGUUUAGUUUUAUUAAAUAUUUGUUGAUGGCUGCAAGAAUGUAGUUUUUGUUGUGGUGUCCACAAAAAAAUACAAGUUCUCAAGC